AUAGAUGUAUCAAGAUCGAACGUAUUCUUGAAUUUAAUUCAUUACCUCCUAUGCUCAAAUCCCAACAAAAAAGAAUUGCUUCUCAUAAAGGAUACCUGUGGAUGACUGAUGAAACACUUGUCAUAAAUCCUGCAAAGAUUAAGUCCAAAGAUGAUAUUUGGUUAAUUGAUGUUAACAAGCCUAAUAACUAUCAAUACGUUAUAUCUGAAAUUGUGUAUUGUGUAAAUACGUGGUGA
Molecule: messenger RNA, 236 nt
Organism: Funneliformis mosseae
Lineage: Eukaryota; Fungi; Glomeromycota; Glomeromycetes; Glomerales; Glomeraceae
Source: the annotation of a GenBank genome assembly